This is a messenger RNA of Alternaria incomplexa, 303 nucleotides long. RefSeq lists its product as uncharacterized. The record is from RefSeq and is a predicted model, not a curated record. The transcript has a single exon. Bases 1 to 303 code for a protein of 100 amino acids. NCBI's taxonomy places the organism in Eukaryota, Fungi, Ascomycota, Dothideomycetes, Pleosporales, Pleosporaceae.
AUGGAAAACUUCACCAUCAACCUCUCCGACCUCCACGUCCCCUCCCUCGCGGAGUUCCCGCACCUGCCGCCCGCCGACGACUCCCCGGCGCAGAAGCGCCUCUACUGGUUCUUCCGCGGCCUCGAGGAGAUGGCGAGCAAGCUGUACGAGCGCAUCGAGAUGUACCAGCACCUCGAGGAGACGCUGGACGAGGAGGAGGAGGCGGAGAUCGAGGAGCUGCAGAAGGGGGUUCUGGUGGUGUUGGCUGCGGUCAACUGGGCGGGCAGGCUGUACGGUGGGGAGGAGUAUGAGGAUGCGGUUUGA